Acipenser ruthenus (sterlet) is the source of this 4488-nucleotide messenger RNA. RefSeq names its product protein NDRG4. The transcript is spliced from 17 exons. The coding region runs from base 175 to 1326 and encodes 383 amino acids. NCBI's taxonomy places the organism in Eukaryota, Metazoa, Chordata, Actinopteri, Acipenseriformes, Acipenseridae. Gene Ontology annotation, biological process: signal transduction; brain development; positive regulation of ERK1 and ERK2 cascade. Gene Ontology annotation, cellular component: cytoplasm. The record is from RefSeq and is a predicted model, not a curated record.
GAGAUCACAGACUCGUCAGAUUCAUGCUGCACCACCUCACACGUGUAUCUGUUUAUUACCCUCACUCUCUGUGCAAGCGGAUAUCUAAACACAUCUAUCCCUGAGAGAUAGAGAGACGAGACGCUGAAAGCCAAGAGAAACCUAAACAGCAUCACAGAUCUGCUCUGUGAGAGGAUGGCUGGGCUCAAGGAGCUACGAUUCACUGAGGAGAAGCCCCUUCUGCGAGGCCAGGACACUGAGAUGGAAAACUGUGAUGCUUUCCUCCCAGUUGUGGACACAGCCUGGAAGGAACACGAUAUUGAGACCCCCUACGGGCUGCUCCACGUUGUGAUCAGAGGGACUCCGAAAGGAAACCGCCCCGCUAUCUUGACCUACCACGAUGUGGGCCUCAAUCAUAAGCUGUGCUUCAACACGUUCUUUAACUUCGAGGACAUGCAGGAGAUCACCAAGCACUUUGUGGUGUGCCAUGUGGAUGCACCCGGACAGCAGACUGGAGCUUCACAGUUCCCACAGGGAUACCAGUAUCCAACCAUGGACCAGCUGGCUGCUAUGCUGCCCAGUGUAGUUCAGCACUUUGGGUUUAAGAGCAUCGUUGGAAUCGGGGUUGGAGCUGGGGCCUAUGUCUUGGCUAACUUUGCUCUGAUUUUCCCUGAACUGGUGGAGGGUCUGGUCCUAUUAAACAUUGACCCCAAUGGCAAGGGCUGGAUCGACUGGGCAGCUACAAAGCUGUCUGGAUUGACCAGUGCUCUUCCUGAAACUGUCCUGACCCACCUCUUUAGCCAGGAGGAGCUGAUGAACAACACAGAGCUGGUGCAGAGCUACAGGCAGCAGAUUGGGACCAGUGUUAACCAGUUCAACCUGCAGCUCUUCUGGAACAUGUACAAUGGUCGCAGAGACCUAGAAAUGAGUAGGCCCGGGACGGUUCUUAAUGCUAAAACCCUGAGGUGCCCAGCAAUGCUGGUUGUUGGAGACAAUGCCCCUGCUGAAGAAGGAGUGGUUGAAUGCAACUCCAAGUUGGACCCAACCAAGACCACCUUCCUCAAGAUGGCAGAUUCUGGUGGACUCCCCCAGCUGACACAGCCUGGAAAACUCACUGAAGCCUUCAAAUAUUACCUUCAGGGAAUGGGAUACAUUGCGUAUCUAAAGGAUCGAAGGUUGAGUGGAGGAGCAGUGCCAUCGGCCAGCAUGACCCGCCUGGCACGCUCUCGAACUGCCUCUCUGACCAGCGCCAGCUCCGUGGAUGGCAGUCGCCCGCACACCUGCACUCACUCGGACAGCAGUGACGGCAUGGGCCAGAUCAACCACACCAUGGAAGUGUCCUGCUGAGGGAGAGGGGGAGAGAGACAGAGAGGCAAAGAAGAAAGACGCCGACCUCCAAUCGGCACACGUGUGGAGUCGCUUUAUCUGAACGCCCCCCCCCCCCACCCACUACCCACUACCCCCUAGCUCUAUAACUAACGCGAACAAGAAUGUUGUUCCUUGAAUUUUAAAAACAAAUAACAGUAGCCAUUGUUCUAGCUGGUUUUGUGUGGCGAUUUGUGUGCAUUUCGUAGAACCCUUCUUCCCUUUCUGAACCUUUCAUUCCUGUGUUUCAUUAUACAAAAUAUAUACCUUUUAAAUACAUACAUAUAAAGUAGACAAUAAAGGGGGACUCUAAAGCGUGGAAUAAGAACUCUUUAAGUAUUUAAAAUGUUAAAAGGAGAUAGUAGUUUAGAAUCACAAAUCAAUGAAAUACCAGUCAGAGUGGGUCAAGCUUCUUGGCAACAUUAAAAGUCAUUGUUCUUUAAAGUGAUCUGUUUAAAAAUGCCUUUUAAUUAGUUUAUGAACACCUAUAUUAUAUUGACAACUUUGAUGACCAUAAUCCGGCCUCAGAAAGACAAAGCAGACCCCUUUUAUUGAACAAUGUUAGCUCUGGUGUGCCUGCGAAAACCAUCCUUGCGUCUUCUCCCAAAGCUCCUGGUGCAACGUAUCUGUUUGGGUGCCAUUAAACCAAUGUAGGGGUGGAGUAAUGAAGCUGGUACUAUAGUGCAUACCCGAUGGACUUACAAGUCAUUACAAUCAAAAGAAAUUAGUUGAUUUCAGUAGACAUUUCAACAUACCGUAAGAUCAAAAGAAGAAUGGGAGUAAUUUGCAGAUUUACAAUAAUUACGUUUGCUGCAAACAGUCCUUUAAUUACCAGUUAUCAAUUAUACUCAAUUAUAAAUGCAGACCAAAAACACACUUCUAAAAGGAGAAUGUAGACUCUACCCAGAUUGGUUUCUACAAAUUACAUCUUCGACUAGAAUGUCUAUCAGUUUGAGAGACACAUGCUUUUGUGCACUCAGAACUGGAAAACAGAUUCACAGUAAGAUGAGACUUCAAAGUGAAAUAAAAUAAAUAACUUUUUUGUUAACUUAAAAUACAAAAAAAGAAACAUCUUCUGUGCCUUUAUUUCCAACACCUCAUCCUUACAGAUAUUCAACAGCCUGAUUCCCUUACCUGGAUCUGCUUCCUACUAUAGACUUGUGUUUCUCUCUGAAUUACACAGACUGAACUGGAUUGUCAGACUCACACUUCGGGCACUAUGUGUUAUAUACUAGAGUUGAAUUCACUAUAAGUUAUGUGUACUGACAUAUGCUAAGAUUACAUAACAAACAAACAAGCAGGGGUUCAAAUCUAAAUAAUUGGGCAUUUUUCAUGUGGACUGUCAAAUUUCCACAUUAACAUCAAUAUAAUAUAAAGAUGAGAUAGAAUAUCACAUUAAACCUACAUUAGUAAUAGUCAGUACUGAAAUAGUCAUUGAUUAUGCCAGUUUGAUACUUGCGUUUCCUUUUAGAAGUGUGUUUAUCAAUCCAUUUGUGGAUUUCAGUCUACCUGUCAGCCAAUUAAAAUCCAGAUGUGUCAGUUCCCCAGUGAUCAGCUUUAAGUGUUUUCUUGAAUGACAAUCACAUUAACAAUAUACCAAAACAGACCUUGAAGCUGUGGUAACACAGAAUAUCAGCUCAACCACUUUUAAACGCUGCUAGUUCUGGUUAUCUGCAAUGGGAGGAUCAAUUAACUACUACUAUCUAUAAGGGGUGGGGCUGUUAGAGUCUUCAGUGCUUAUUCUGGAAUGCAGGGCAUACCCCACAACUUGUGUGCCCCACUCCUUAGAGAUAUUAUAAAUGAGCUAUUUUUGUUACCCUAGGGCUGCAGUGCAGGUAGAACCCCCAAAUGAAACACGAAUUAGAGAGCUAUGGCACCCUGCUCCAAGGGCAUCUGUUUACCCUAUAUAGCAGGAGGACUUGGGAGGAAGAGGGACCUCAGGACUCCCAUGGGUGAUUUAUUAUUUUAUUUCUUCUAACCAAAAAGAACAUUUUAUUUCUGCAGACUCUUCUACACGUAAAUUAACAGGCCCCACCCCCUCCUCUUUUUAAAGCCAUUUUGCCAGUGAAACCAUGAACCAUGCCUUGUUGAAACACAAAAUACUUGAGGUUCCAAUACCUAUCUACAGUACAUGCCUACUUACCUCCCUGCCAGCCCACACACCUAAAGCUACACUUAGACAGCAUUUAUAUUGCACGAGCUACGCCUAUCUGAGAAUGCUAGUCAUUUAAGCUUUUUUGUUCCUGCAGAACAUGCUCUUUAUUUUCUGUGUCAUCUGUUUUCUCUCGACUUUCAUCAUGCCAACACCAGCCUAGUAUUGUAAUGCAAUAGGAAAAACUUUUAAAAAUUGUCAUUUCUUUUGCACAAAGAAUUACGGCAUACAAUCAGUCAGAGAUGUCAUGAUAUUAAAAAUCAUCAUCAGAUACAGGGCUUGAAAUGUUAAUUCUCACACAAUUUUAAAAAUAAUAAGGCGUUAUAAAAUCAAUACUAUAACCUAGCGGUUAGAACUGAGGGACUCAGUAGCAGCCUCCUUACCAUCCCAUACAUCAAGAUAUUCCUGUUCUGAUUGGCCCAAACUGAGUCCCACUGCAUGAGCCUUUCACACAGCAUCCUCAAACCAAUAAAGUACAUCACAGUCUACCACCAUCCAAUCUUCUGCUUUAUAAUGGAAUAGAAUAUUAAUGUGCACAUAGAAUGCACUGUGACAUCUCUGUAAACAGUUGUUGAAACAAUGUUCAGUGUCUUCAGGUGCAGUAAAAGCCCUUCAGUGUGCUUCCCCCACAUAUUUGGUGUACAUCCUACUAAGCUUUAGCACUGUAGAUAAUUUGCGUUUUUAGAGUGACUAUGAAAUAUGUAUUCAAUACUUGCCUAGUAUUGUGGUGAAUACUGUUUUUUCCCCUUUUUUAUGAUAAAAGUGUUCUCCUGUGGUGUAGUUGUUCCGGUGAGUAAUUAUUUUUGUAUUCAGCAAUAAGUUGUUUUGUUCUCUUGCUGUCUUGUGGGUGCUGCUUGGAGAGGAAUCUUACCCACAGCAUUUAGGUACCACAGUAAAUUGCUUAUGAUUCUGAAGUAUUAUAUAAACAGUGUCACUGUUGAUGUAACAAAAUAUAAUGUGUGGUUCAACAAUAAAGAGGUUUAUCUCAGCAA